AUGGAUAAACUAAAUAAUUAUCCGUCUUGUAUAAAAAUUCCACCUGGAAAUUCAAAACAGAUUGUUACAAGUGGAAUUUUUUCACAUAAAUUUGAGAUAAAAGAAGCAGUAAUGCUUAAUGAGCAGUUAAUAUUAUUAGCAAAUCGCACUUUUGGUGAAGGAAAAUGGAAUCACACUGUUACUAAUCAAACAAUUGAUUUUAUUGAAGCUUUUAUGGGUAAAUAUGUAUGUGGGUGUGUGACAUUUGUUAAGAUUCAAUUACAAGAUGGAACAUUUCAUGAAGAUAUAGGAUAUUGUCAUGCAGAAGGAGCUAUGAAGGGUUUAUCAAUACAUUGUGCAAGAAUUAUGCCUUUAAGAAAGUAUUAUUAUAAAGAAGAUUUUCAAUGUUCAUUUCCUGAUUUACAAACUGAGAUAUUAGAACCAUGUGCUCAAUCAACUCCAUUUUUAAGUCAUAAAAAUGAUGAACAAAAAGAAAAAUCAGAUAAUAUUGUCAAAUUAAAAAGUCUAAAUGAUGAGAAGAGACAAAUAAUUGCACAACAACAAGUGGCAAGAUCAAAAAGUCCCACUGAACAAAAGGAACAGUAUAUACCAUCAAAAACUUCAAGUGAUUUGAAAAAUCAUUUACAGUCCAAUAGUACAAAUCACCAGAAGCAACAAAAUAAUGUACAAAAAGAACAAGAUUCAAUUCAAGUAUUAAAUGAAGAAGAAUUUCUAAGAAUGGAACGAAAACGGAAACAAAUGGAAAAACAAGCAGAAUAUAAAAGAUUAAUGAAGGAGAAAGAACAUCAAAAAUUUUAUGAUAAUAAAAAACUUAAUCCUAAAUAUUAA
Habropoda laboriosa is the source of this 828-nucleotide messenger RNA. Its product is annotated as DNA repair protein RAD52 homolog. The record is from RefSeq and is a predicted model, not a curated record. Gene Ontology annotation, biological process: mitotic recombination; double-strand break repair via single-strand annealing; double-strand break repair via homologous recombination. The transcript is spliced from 7 exons. Bases 1 to 828 code for a protein of 275 amino acids. Gene Ontology annotation, cellular component: nucleus. NCBI's taxonomy places the organism in Eukaryota, Metazoa, Arthropoda, Insecta, Hymenoptera, Apidae.